Cladophialophora bantiana CBS 173.52 is the source of this 603-nucleotide messenger RNA. RefSeq lists its product as uncharacterized. NCBI's taxonomy places the organism in Eukaryota, Fungi, Ascomycota, Eurotiomycetes, Chaetothyriales, Herpotrichiellaceae. Bases 1 to 603 code for a protein of 200 amino acids. The record is from RefSeq and is a predicted model, not a curated record. The transcript has a single exon.
AUGGCGCCGCCCUUUUCCCCUUCGACCCAAGACGACCAUAAUGUAAUUAUUGGUCAAGUGAUUGGCCAAUCACGACUGCACGUUACCUUGCUUGGACAAACCCCAACCAACAUUAACGUCAACCUGGAUGAUGGCAUUGAAUACUACUAUUGCUGCAACGAGGACUGUGACUUUCUCUGGGCAAUCCAGUGGAGCCCACAACCGCGGAAGAGAUGCAAGAGGCCCAUCGAUUUGGACUCAUACAAGGAGACAGCCAUCCCAAGACUCUGUCGUCUGUGUCGAGAGGCGUUGAAGAAGGGUUCUGUGAAAGAAGGGGCACGGCGUAGGUUGAAGCAGGAGACAAAGCAGCAAUGGGGGCCAUUUGAGACAUCAAAGAAAGAGAUUAGUGGAGACAAGAGUAAGGUGAUGUCUACUACUGGAUUCGAGGAUGUUCCCCUGGGCGAUGUUAAUGAAAGAGUAGACAAGACUUUGGCACAGGACUUGUCGUGGGAUCUGAUCGAGGAAAGCGGUGCGAAUGAGGAAUGGAGUGUCAUAAACCACUUUGGCUCUGCUGCGAUCGAACACAGGGAUGCACAUGUGGACACUGAACUUGUUCGACCAUAA